AUGGUUCUCGCAAAGUCCAAAAACUCCGUGGGGCUGGGCAACAGCCUCAUGAAGGAUCGUUUCGGAAAGGGAAAAGCGUCGAACAUGAAGAAAGCCUCGCACAAUCAAGCCGUCGCACGGAAGGACAUGAACGGAGAGACAUACAUCACCAAUGCCAAGGAGGAUGCUGCCUGGGUGAAGAUGCGCAGUAUCACGGAACAAGCCGCUCUAGACGAGUUCCUGAGCACCGCUGAACUGGCGGGCACCGAUUUUACCGCCGAGAAGAUGAACAAUGUUAAGAUUAUUCACGCCGAUCAGAAGAACCCUUAUCUCCUGUCCGCCUCCGAGGAGAAAUCGGCGGUGAAGAAGCACCAGAAGAACAGAGGACGACUGACUGUUCCGAGACGACCGAAGUGGGAUUCGACGACGACGCGGCAACAGCUCGAUGUUAUGGAGAGAGAGAGUUUCUUGAGCUGGCGCAGAGGCCUGGCUGAGCUCCAGGAGAAUCACGAUCUGUUGAUGACACCGUUUGAGCGGAACUUGGAAGUCUGGCGACAGCUUUGGCGUGUCAUUGAACGGUCUGAUCUAGUCGUGCAAAUUGUCGAUGCUCGGAACCCGUUACAUUUCCGGUCGGAGGAUCUUGAGUCUUACGUGAAGGAGAUUGAUCCCAAGAAAGAGAACCUUCUACUCGUCAACAAGGCAGAUAUGCUUACUGAGAAGCAACGAGAAGCCUGGGCAGACUACUUCGAGCGUAAUAACAUCAGCUUCCGGUUCUUUUCGGCCCAGCUAGCGAAGGAGAAAAUUGAAGCAGAGCUUGCGGAGCAAGGCGACAGCGACGAUGAAGAGGUGGCGGAGAAGCUAGCGGAGACAACAAUCGAAGAACAGCCGACUGAGGCGCCACAGGAGGAGCAUGAUGGAGGAUUGAAACUUCCCGGCUCGAGCAAAUCCCGGAGGACGGAAAUUCUCGACGUUGAUGAACUCGAAGAACUCUUCCUUUCCAACACGCCCGAUACUCUUCCCGAAAACGACGACCCAGAGAACCCGCGCAAGCACAAGACCGUCAUUGGUCUUGUCGGUUACCCUAACGUCGGUAAAUCCAGUACAAUCAACGCCCUUCUCGGAGCCAAGAAGGUCUCCGUUUCCGCUACGCCCGGUAAGACGAAGCACUUCCAGACUCUUUACCUCUCGCCGGAGAUCAUGCUCUGUGAUUGCCCCGGUCUGGUUUUCCCCAACUUCGCCACGACCAAGGCCGACCUGGUUGUCAACGGUGUCCUGCCCAUCGACCAGCAGCGUGAAUUCACCGGCCCAGCAACCAUCAUCGCCCAGCGCGUUCCCAAGCAUUUCCUUGAGAACGUCUACGGAGUCACCAUCCAUACCCGCCCCAUCGAAGAAGGCGGCACAGGCAUCCCCACCGGCAGCGAGCUUCUGCGCGCCUAUGCCCGCGCCCGUGGCUUUUCCACUCAAGGUCUGGGCCAGCCUGAUGAAUCCCGCGCUGCCCGAUACGUCCUGAAGGACUACGUCAAUGGCAAACUCCUCUUCUGCCACCCACCCCCAGUGCCAGAGGGCCAAACUCCCCUUGACCCCAAUGAGUUCAACGUCGAACUCUACGACAUGGCCCACCUCCCCGCGAGGCGACAAGAACAGCUCGCCAAGACGAUGCAAGCAGAGCAAACGGCUGAGGACCUCGACGCCGACAUCCUCUCUCUGCCCAAGCAACCCGUACAAGGCACCCGCUCCCGCAACCUCGAUACCGGCUUCUUCGGCGACGCCUCGAAGGGUUCCGCCGGCCGUCUCACCCUCCCCUUCAACGCCCCGUACACCGAACAAGGCCAGCAGAUGCGCCAACAGCUGACCGGCCGUAAGGAGCGGCUGAUGGUCGCCCUGGAACGCGGAAUCGACGUGACCGAGGUCCGAGGCAGUAGCUCCAAGAAGCAUUUCAAGGGCAACAAGAAGCAGGCGAAGAAGAAGCGCGCCGUUACUGAGGAUGAUGAUUACUGA
This is a messenger RNA of Aspergillus bombycis, 1977 nucleotides long. RefSeq names its product ribosome biogenesis GTPase LSG1. Gene Ontology annotation, cellular component: cytosol. The transcript has a single exon. The record is from RefSeq and is a predicted model, not a curated record. NCBI's taxonomy places the organism in Eukaryota, Fungi, Ascomycota, Eurotiomycetes, Eurotiales, Aspergillaceae. Gene Ontology annotation, biological process: ribosomal subunit export from nucleus. Gene Ontology annotation, molecular function: GTPase activity; GTP binding. The coding region runs from base 1 to 1977 and encodes 658 amino acids.